UCUCUCCUUUCAGUUUGUCAAGCUCUUAUCGAUCCUUGCAAGUGUUCGCCAUCCACGCGCUUCAUAUAGGGUAAACAUACAGACCCCGUGAAACAGGACUGGACUUUUUCGUGUAAGAGAUGGUGUACAUUUGCUCAGAUUAAAUGUAUUUGCAGCAGACACGCACCACUAUUCAAUGUUGACGAGGACUGCCUCUGAAAUUCCUAGACGGGAGAAUAAGAGACACAGAGCAAGGAGCGCAAGCCGCUUUUGACAGGUGCCAUCGUUCGGCUCUGUGGGCUACGGUGUUGGGGAGAUGCCGCCUGUUCAAAGAACUGUGUCCGACCUCCGGUCCCGUGCGGAAGGAUAUGAGAAAACAGAAGAUGGAUCUGAAAAAACAUCUUUAGCUGACCAGGAGGAUGCCCGACUAAUUUACAUCAGUCAGCCUCAGUUUACCAAAUUCUGCAACAACCGAGUCAGCACUGCGAAGUACAAUGUCCUCACCUUUCUGCCACGCUUCCUCUACUCUCAGUUCAGAAGAGCUGCCAACUCAUUCUUUCUUUUCAUCGCACUCCUACAGCAAAUCCCUGACGUCUCUCCUACUGGGCGCUGGACCACGCUGGUCCCCCUCCUCUUCAUCCUGGUGGUGGCAGCAGUCAAAGAGUUCAUUGAGGACCUGAAGCGGCACAAUGCAGACGGUGUCGUCAACAGGAAGGAAACCCAAGUGCUGAGGAACGGCGCCUGGGAGAUCGUGCACUGGGAAAAGGUGGCGGUAGGGGAGAUAGUCAAAGCGGCCAACGGGGAUCAUCUCCCGGCAGACCUCGUCAUUCUGUCGUCCAGUGAACCGCAAGGAAUGUGUUACAUUGAAACCUCCAACCUGGAUGGAGAAACCAACCUGAAAAUAAGACAGUCUCUCAGCAUCACUACAGAGAUUAGAGACCUCGACAGCCUCAUGCGUCUGUCGGGCCGCAUGGAGUGUGAGAGCCCCAACAGGCACCUGUACGAGUUUGUGGGGAACAUCCGCUUGGACGGGCACAGCACGGUUCCUUUGGGUCCGGACCAGAUCCUCCUGCGAGGGGCGCAGCUGCGUAACACCCAGUGGGUGCACGGCAUCGUGGUCUACACGGGCCACGACACAAAGCUCAUGCAGAACUCCACACGGCCACCUCUGAAGCUGUCCAACGUGGAGCGCAUCACCAACUUCCAGAUCCUGGUGCUGUUCGGGUGCCUCCUGGCCAUCUCUCUGGUCUGUUCCAUCGGCCAGACCAUCUGGAAGUACCAGUACGGCAACAACGCCUGGUACAUGGACCUCAAUUCUCCAGAUGGUGGAGCGGCUAACUUUGGCCUCAACUUCCUCACCUUCAUCAUCCUCUUCAACAACCUCAUCCCCAUCAGCCUCCUGGUGACUCUGGAGGUCAUCAAGUUCGUCCAGGCCUUCUUCAUCAACUGGGAUACUGAUAUGCUGUAUGAACCCACCAACACUCCGGCCAUGGCACGCACCUCAAACCUCAACGAAGAGCUGGGGCAGGUGAAAUACAUCUUCUCCGACAAAACCGGGACCCUGACAUGUAACGUCAUGCAAUUCAAGAAGUGCACAAUUGCUGGGGUUGCCUAUGGCCACAGUCCUGAGGCAGAGGAAGGUAGUUUGGCUGAGGAGGACUGGCACAGCUCAGACUCAUCAGAGGAGGCCGGAUUUAAUGACCCCAGCUUACUGGAGAAACUCCAAAGCAAUCAUCCAACGGCUCCUGUUAUCCUGGAGUUCAUGACCAUGAUGGCCAUCUGUCACACCGCCGUCCCCGAGCGCCACGACGACAAGAUUAUCUACCAGGCAGCCUCACCUGAUGAGGGGGCUCUGGUACGGGCUGCCCGGAACCUGGGCUUUGUGUUCUCCGGGAGAACGCCUGACACUGUCAUUAUUGAAUCGUUGGGGGAGGAAGAGAAGUACGAGCUGCUGCAUGUGUUGGAGUUCACCAGCACGAGAAAAAGAAUGUCCGUCAUCAUGCGCACUCCAACCGGUCGGAUCCGCCUCUACUGCAAAGGAGCCGACACGGUCAUCUACGACCGCCUAGCUGACAGCUCCAGGUACAAGGACAUCACACUGAAACACCUGGAGCAGUUUGCCACGGAGGGCUUGCGGACGCUGUGCUUUGCCGUAGCAGACAUUAGCGAGUCGUCGUACCAGCAGUGGAUGGAGGUGUUCCAGCGUGCCUCCACCUCUUUGCAGAACCGGGCCCUGAAACUGGAGGAGAGCUACGAGCUCAUCGAGAAGAAUCUUCAGUUACUGGGAGCCACGGCGAUCGAAGACAAGCUUCAGGACAAAGUGCCAGAGACCAUUGAGCUGCUUAUGAAGGCCGACAUCAAAAUCUGGAUCCUGACCGGAGACAAGCAGGAGACUGCCAUCAACAUUGGCCACUCCUGCAAGCUGCUGACCAAGAACAUGGGCCUGCUGGUGAUCAAUGAAGACACACUGGAUGACACCAGAGAGACGCUGAGCCAUCACUGUAGCAUGCUGGGAGACGCGCUGCACAAAGAGAACGACUUUGCCCUCAUCAUCGACGGCAAGACGCUCAAGUACGCCCUCACCUUCGGAGCGCGCCAGUACUUCCUGGACCUGGCCCUGUCCUGCAAGGCCGUCAUAUGCUGCAGGGUGUCUCCUCUGCAGAAGUCAGAGGUGGUGGAGAUGGUGAAGAAGCAGGUGCGCGUGAUCACGCUGGCCAUCGGGGACGGCGCCAACGACGUGGGCAUGAUCCAGACCGCCCACGUGGGCGUGGGCAUCUCGGGCAACGAGGGCCUGCAAGCCGCCAACUCCUCUGACUACUCCAUCGCGCAGUUCAAGUACUUGAAGAACCUCCUGCUUGUCCACGGGGCCUGGAACUACAACCGCGUGUCCAAGUGCAUCCUCUACUGCUUCUACAAGAACAUCGUCCUGUACAUCAUAGAGAUCUGGUUUGCUUUCGUCAACGGCUUCUCUGGGCAGAUCCUGUUUGAGCGCUGGUGUAUAGGCCUCUACAAUGUGAUCUUUACGGCUUUACCCCCUCUGACUCUGGGCAUAUUUGAACGAUCUUGCCGGAAGGAGAACAUGCUGAAGUACCCGGAGCUAUACAAGACAUCCCAGAAUGCAAUGGGCUUCAACACCAAGGUCUUCUGGGCCCAUUGUCUGAACGGCCUGUUCCACUCGGUCAUCCUCUUCUGGUUCCCCCUCAAAGCCUUCCAGCACGACACUGUCUUUGGGAGCGGACAGACUCCGGACUAUCUCCUCCUAGGGAACAUGGUUUAUACGUUCGUGGUGAUCACCGUGUGUCUGAAGGCUGGACUGGAGACCUCGUCCUGGACUACGUUCAGUCACAUAGCCAUCUGGGGGAGCAUUGCACUGUGGGUGGUGUUCUUCGGCAUCUACUCCUCUCUGUGGCCGCUCAUCACUCUGGCUCCGGACAUGUCGGGACAGGCGGACGCGAUGUUCAGCUCUGGAGUGUUCUGGAUGGGACUGAUCUUCAUCCCCACCACCUCGCUGGUGUUCGACGUCGCCUACAAAGUAAUGAAGAAGGUGUGCUUUAAGACCUUGGUGGAUGAGGUUCAGGAGCUGGAGGCCCUGUCCAAGGACCCCGGGGCCGUAGUGCAUGGAAAGAGUUUGACUGAGAGAGCGCAGCUCUUGAAGAAUGUCUUUAAGAAGAGCACAGUUAGUCUAUACCGAUCAGACUCCAUGCAGCAAAACCUACUCCAUGGCUACGCCUUCUCCCAGGACGAGAACGGCGUGGUGUCCCAGUCGGAGGUGAUCCGGGCCUACGACACCACCAAGCAGCGCCCCAACGAGUGGUGAGACGCCGUCGCCAGCUGCCAGUGGGGCCGCUGCCUCCUCCUCCUCAGAGCCCUUUAGUUUUGGCAGGGCCAAAGAAGGCCUGCGGGAAGCCACGGGUGUUUUGUGUGUGUGUGUGUCUGUGUGUGUGUGUGUGUGUGUGUGUGUGUGUGUGUGUGUGUCUGUGUUGCGAGUGUGUUCUGUCUCAGACACACCAUCCAGGCCGCCAUGACAACAACGGAAAAAAUAAUAUAAGGACGGUAGAGAGGAUGCAGCUUGUUGAUUCUCUACAUCUUUGAAAAAAGGGAAGGAAAAACAUGAGACUCAAGAGAAAAAAGAUAUGAAAAAAUAUAUAUAUAUAUUGUCUGGAGUUAUUCUUCACUUAUGUCGUAGUUGUGUGUUCCGCAGAAAUGAUUACUGUGCUUGCAUUUUUUAUGUUGUUUGCAGUUGUGUUUGUGGUCUGAAUCUCCUCCCAUCUACUGAAUGAAUAGGAGGAUGGCGUCUACUGUCCAAAAUGACUGGUCUCCUCUGAUCUUGCAUCAAAAUGAACUUGAGUGUGAUGCCAAACUAUGUUAUCCAAAACGUCUUUUGACUGUUUUAAGUGCCCAAUUCGGGAUGCCACACUCAAUACGUCUUACUCCAAAAAAAUCAAAAAAAAGUUAAGUUUUGACUAAAAAGAGGAAUUCGCGUUUUUUUUGUUCGAUGUAGACCGCCAAAGAACAGUCCUGAAUGCAAUCUCGAUUUCCAACACAAAGACAAAGACGUGCACUUGAAACUGUCAGCGCGUCCAAACUGCAGUGUCCCCACGUCUCUCUCGGCACUGAACAGAUCACUGCACUCCCAGUUUGUUUUGGUUUCUUUUCAUGUUCAAUUCUUGCACUCGAUGAUCUACUGUAUCAAAGCCUUACAUUUGUUGUUGCCUUCAGCCAUAUUUACUUUCAUCUUGAUUUGUUUAUGUAGUUUUAAUUACAUUUUUUCUUUGUUUGUUUUUUUAGUUUGUUAGUAUAUGUUGUGCCUGUUGUUCUUUUUUUGACAGUUUCCUGCAGAAGUCAGUGGUUUUCUGCCAUUUUUUUCUGUUUGUUUGUUUUUUCUUUGUACAGCAUUAUUUUGAUAGCUCUUAACAAUUAACUUGCAUUCCAUGUGUUUCUCGGCUGCAACGAUCACAAAGGUGCCUAACUAGGAAUUUAGUUUUCCUUUUUCCCUGCAAAGAAAGUAUUUCAGAUUUGACUCGCUCCGUCUCAUUGCCGUGCUCUGAGCCGCGAGACAAAGACGUCCUCUUUGUCCCCAAAGGAACAUGAAGGGCCAUGUCCUUUUGUGGGACACUUGAACACCUAUGUUCUGUCUUGUAACACAUGGGGUAGCUGUCCAAAAGACAGACAGAAAGAAAGUCUCUGUCCGUGUAAUGUCAGCUUAAAAGCAGCAACUUCCAUUUCAUCCCGCCCUCUCCUUCGGAACGGAGAAUCUAUCCUACAAACAUAAGUGCCAUUAGCUCGGGGGAAAACAAAACAAAAAAGAGAACCUGGAAAUCCACACAGUAUUGUUUAAAAGAAAUACUUUGUGUCGAUAGUUAUUUUGUGAAUUUGUAUUUUUAUAUUGGACAAGUAUGACUUUUCGGAUCGACCUGCUUUGUAACGAAUUGUCCUUUUUUCCAGUCAAUGACAGUGGUGAAUGAGGUUGCUUGUUAUUUUGUUUGUUUGUUUGUUUGUUUGUUUUUUAGUUGUCGUAUGACUAAAAUGUCUGUAAUGUUAUUAAUGCUUCUUAAUUUAUUUAUAGUCCGAUGGUUGUGCGUUUUUUGGCUUUCUUCUCCCUGUGGGAGAUGAGGUUGUAGUGUGAGUAUCCAACGGAUGUUGUCUGCAUGUGCAUGUCUGCGUUUGUUUGUUUGUUUGUGUGUGUGUGCGUGCGUGUGUGUGUGGGCGCGCGUGUGCGUGCGUGUGAAUUGAUCUGUGUAUGAUGUGUAUAUUUUGUGAGCGUGUGCACAGUGUGUUAAUUGGAAGAGAUUGUGUUAUGUUGAUGCUGAGAGAAGAGAGAUGGAUUACUUUCGAGCUUACAAGAGGGAGGGUGUGUGUGUGUGUGUGUGUGUGUGUGUGUGUGUGUGUGUGUGUGUGUGUGUGUGUGUGUGUGUGUGUGUGUGUGUAUGUUUGUGUUAAUGUAUGCUGCUCGCUCUUGCAUCUGUCCGCACGACUCGACAGGUGUAAUGAUGAACUACUGUUAACUGCUGCAUGGCCGUGACUCUCUGGGGGUGUGUGUGUGUGUGUGUGUGUGUGUGUGGUUAGUCCCUAUCUUCCAGCCUGUCUCCAUUUAAGGCUGGUUGUGGAGAAGUGUCGUCUGUAAUGCUAGCUUGACAGAUGUUGCACAAUGCAUUGUUUUUAACUUCCAGUAGUGGAUAAUUGUAUUAACCGGCCAUUUGGUUCUGCUAUUAUUUAUCUGGCUGUAUGUUUGUAUCCAGUUUUUUCCUUUCUCUCUAACCUUUCUCAUGUGAUGUACCUCUUCUUUAAAACAAACGGUAGAAAAAAAUACAUUUCAGGCUUUGUUUGUUUUGAUGGGUUUUUUUUCCGUCUCUGUUGCUGGUCGCCAUCUGAUGUCACAGACUACUGAUGUGAAAGUCGUGGUGAAUGGUUUAGGACCGUUGUUUUUUCUUGUCUUUCUUUUUUUCUUUAACUUGUCAUUUGUAGAAGUUGUUUUGGUGGUUGCAUGAAUGGAGGAAAAAAAAAAACACGUUCAGUUUUCAAGUGUUUCAAACUGUGCUUUGAUUCUCUCCUUCUCUAGAGUUGGGUCACUUUAAAGAGGAAAAUGCACUUUUUCUAUUUGAAUAUCUUUUCCCUUUCCUCCUUUCUUUGACGUCCUCUGUUUGAUGAUUGUUCAGCAUGUUGGGACUGCAAAAACUUUUAAGUGUUUCUGUCUUCUACUGCCAUGAAGGACUACUGAAAUAAACUUUACAACUGGAAAAUGGA
Clupea harengus (Atlantic herring) is the source of this 6723-nucleotide messenger RNA. It is a transcript of the gene atp8a1, whose product is annotated as ATPase phospholipid transporting 8A1. The transcript has 38 exons. NCBI's taxonomy places the organism in Eukaryota, Metazoa, Chordata, Actinopteri, Clupeiformes, Clupeidae. Gene Ontology annotation, molecular function: ATP hydrolysis activity; ATP binding; ATPase-coupled intramembrane lipid carrier activity. The coding region runs from base 296 to 3796 and encodes 1166 amino acids. Gene Ontology annotation, cellular component: trans-Golgi network; plasma membrane. Gene Ontology annotation, biological process: phospholipid translocation. The record is from RefSeq and is a predicted model, not a curated record.